AUGGCCGGCCGGCGAGAGGCUCCUCUGAUGCGCGGCGGCGGGGCCAGCGGGCAGCCGCUGUCGCGCGGGUCCCGCAUCGCGGCGGCGGUGGCCGUCGGCGUUACUCUCGGCUGCGUCUGCGCGUUCAUCUACCCCGAAGGCCUCAUCUCCCGCUCCCCCGACUCCGCAAUCCAUUGGCCUCGCCGGGUUGACUCAGUUGCUUGCAAGACACCUAAGGAAGUUGCUAACGUGAAGUCACAGUUGGCAUCAUUGGAGAGAAAAAAUGCUGAGUUCAGGAAGCAGAUAGAUGAACUCUCGAUGAAGCUUCAAUUGGCUGGACAAGGAAAAAAUCAGGCUUUUUAUAGUGCUGGUCCUUUUGGUACUGUGAAGGCUCUUAGAACAAAUCCAACAGUUAUGCCUGAUGAAUCUAUCAAUCCCAGAUUGGCCAAGAUAUUGCAACAGGUUGCAGUAAAGAAAGAACUGAUCGUUGCAGUGGCAAACUCUAAUGUGAAAGAGACGCUUGAGAUGUGGUUUACUAACAUCAAACGAGUUGGAAUUUCAAAUUACUUAGUUGUUGCAUUAGAUGACAAUGUAGAAGACUUUUGCAAGUCCAAAGAAGUCCCAGUUUACCGGCGGGAUCCAGAUGAAGGCAUUGAUAGCAUAGGGAAGACAGGUGGAAACCAUGCUGUUUCUGCUCUGAAAUUUCGCAUAUUGAGGGAAUUCUUGCAGCUUGGUUACAGUGUUCUCCUCUCUGAUAUUGAUAUCAUGUUCUUCCAAAAUCCCUUUGAUCACCUUUACAGAGAUUCUGAUAUAGAGUCCAUGAGUGAUGGCCACGACAAUAUGACAGCUUAUGGUUUCAAUGAUGUUUUUGAUGAGCCUUCGAUGGGCUGGGCAAGAUAUGCACACACGAUGCGUAUAUGGGUCUAUAAUUCUGGAUUUUUCUUCAUAAGGCCAACCAUUCCUUCAGUUGAGCUUCUGGACAGGGUUGCGCGUCGACUCUCUCGUGAACCCAAAUCUUGGGACCAGGCAGUUUUCAACGAGGAACUAUUUUUCCCCUCACAUCCUGGUUAUGAAGGUCUCCAUGCAUCCAAAAGAACCAUGGAUAUAUAUCUGUUUAUGAACAGCAAAGUUCUCUUCAAGACUGUGAGGAAAGAUGCUCAACUGCUGAAGUUGAAGCCAGUGAUUGUUCAUUUGAACUACCAUCCUGAUAAGGAGCAGCGGAUGAAAGCAGUGAUUGAAUUUUAUGUUAAUGGAAAGCAGAAUGCACUUGAGCAUUUCCCUGAUGGAUCAGAAUGAUAAAAGCUUAUGAGGGACAGGACAUGACCAUUCUCGUUAUCCAUGGUUUUUGAAACUCUAAAUGGAAGCACAUAUUCGUAAUUACUACAAAGAAUACAUCAUCAUUUUGGAAUUGCUUGAGAUGUCGACUCUGAAUGAGGAUCUAACCCCAAUAGUUACGUAGUUGGUCACUUGAAUGUCGUUCUCUAUACCUUCAGGUACUUGAUUGGGCUUAAACAUUUAUAUGUCUGUAGUUAAUAAUGACUAGCAGUAUCGUCUGUGCAGCAUAGAUUUAUGGUUUUAUAUCUGCUAUGAAUCUCUGAUGCAUAUUGAAAUAUACUUUACCACACAAAGAAAAUGUACUCUUGUUGGUUGUUAACCAAUGACAGCUAUAAUGACCAUAUUUGA
This is a messenger RNA of Lolium rigidum, 1662 nucleotides long. Its product is annotated as arabinosyltransferase RRA3-like. The transcript has 2 exons. Gene Ontology annotation, molecular function: glycosyltransferase activity. NCBI's taxonomy places the organism in Eukaryota, Viridiplantae, Streptophyta, Magnoliopsida, Poales, Poaceae. Gene Ontology annotation, biological process: root hair cell development. The record is from RefSeq and is a predicted model, not a curated record. Bases 1 to 1275 code for a protein of 424 amino acids.